CGCAUUAUGUGACGCUCCGCCCCAUCAAUAACAGCGGAUCUACACAGAGACAGCAGCUGCUGACAGAUAUCGUUCAGUAACCGCUGGAUCAUCAGCGAUCGGAGUCAUGGAGGCGAGCGAGGAGGCGGACAGCGCGGCGCAGCAGCAGAACAACGCGGCGCAGAGACGCGCCGAGAUCCGCAGGAGGAAGUUAUUGCUCAACUCCGAGGAGCGCAUGAAGAAGAUCGUGGGCUUCAGUAAGAGCGACGCGGACAGCGCAGCUAGAGUCCUGGAGCCGCGGCUGACGCUGGAUCUGGACGGGAUGGAGUCUUCUUCCAAGAGGCUGUCCCCGCUGCUGUCUGAGUCUCUGGGGAGCGUCCCGGACGAAGCGGCGGCUGACAGGCUGGUGGCAGAUGAGCGCUCGGCAUCUCCUCGCCGGGGUCUGCAGAAGUACCUGUCCCGCUUCGACGACGCCAUGAAGCUGCGAGGACAGCUGUCCUCUGAGAAGACGGCUCAGGAUGGCGGCGGCGGGGACGAGGAGCUGGACUCGUUCCGUCUCUUCCGGCUCAUCUGCAGCGUGGCUCUGGCUGUCUUUGUGCGCAUCUUCGUGUGCCAGUAUCUGUCUAUCUUCGCACCGUUCCUCACUCUGGAGCUGGGCUUCAUGGGAUUGCACAAGUACUUCCCAAAGGUUUGUCUCUGUUUUGGCACUGAUAAAGUAGAGAAGAAGAGCAAGACGACGAUGCUGACCGCUGCUCUGCUGCUGUCCGGGAUCCCCGCCGAGGUCAUCAGCCGCUCUAUGGAUACCUACAGGAAAAUGAGUGAUGUCUUCUCUGACCUCUGCGUCUACUUCUUCAUCUUCAUCACGUGUCACGAGCUGCUGCUGCUCUUCGGCUGCGACGCCUCCUAAGAUCAGCGCUCCUCCUUCUGUUACCCAUCAGACCAUCUCAGACCACCUCAGACCACAUACUAUUCCUGGUUUAACAUCCUCCUCUAAUAGCUUAUCUCAUGUAGUGUUCAUCAGUUAGAAAUGUUCAUGUUGACCGCUGUGAAACUAGUGAAGGUCUCAGAAGAGAUCCCUGAUGCUCUAAUAUCAGGCCAAACUCGUGUCUGUGUCGUAUUUCAUAACAAAAUACCAAGUAAAUCAAGCCUGUUUUUUUUUCUGGACCAUUGAAGAAUAAAUCAGCUGAAAAUUAACAUUAGCUAAAAACAUGUUCACUGUCAGACCAUUCAAGAAUAUGGAUGAGUUUGUUUCUUCAAAUGUGUCUGCAGACAAUGGAUGUGAAUGGGUGCCGACAGAAUGAGGGUCCAAACAGCUGAUAAAAACAUCAAAAUAAUCCACAAGUAAUCUAUGAAGAGGUUUUGUAGACGUUGCUUGAUCUGUACAGAUUUCUCUCCUGAUUAAGACCAGAACACUUUUUUACUGAAGGAAGAGCUAUGAUGGAUUCUGUACUGAUAUAUUUGAGUUAAAAGCAUCUUAAUCUGUGGUCUUCUCCAGAUGUUAACUGAUGGACUGGAGUGGAUUAUAGUGAUGUUUUUAUCAGCUUCAGAUGAUCUGAGGGGUAGCACAUUUUAAUUUUUAUCUGAAUUAUUCUUUUCAGCUCUUUCUUAUUAUGACAUAAUCCAGUUCACCCUCAUUUUGUCUAAUUUCUGAAAUGAAUAUCAACAGCUCCUCUUCUCAUUUCUUUAAUAUCAGAGUGGAAUAUGAUGCAGGUUUCAUGAGCUUUGCUCUUUUGUUGUUUGUCCAACAGUGACUCAACAAAACCAGCCUAAUCUUACUAGAUUUGUUAACCGAGUCUUGAGUUGAUCUCUAACAGGACCCCAGAUUCUCUUCUGUUUCUGUCGCUCUUUCUAUGCUGUGUUUCUGGUCAGUGGUUUUCUGAUGUUGUGAUGUUUUGUUUGGCCCUGCUCUUGUGUUUAGAGACGUUAGUGUUAUAGAGCUGCUCAAACUUGAGUUUAGCAGACAUUAUUCUUGCAGAUCUGUUCAUUUCUAUUUAAUUUAAUGUAUAUGCCGUUAUAUUCUGCUGUUUUGGAUGGGAGAUGAACUUUAUGGUUUGUUUCCGAUCAUGUUUACACAAGUCUGUAACACUUAUCUAAUCUAUGACAGUGUUUUUGCUAUUCUCAGUAAUAUGGAAGAGUAUGUAUGUAUGAUUGUAAUAAUGUAUUUGAUUACGUCCCGGUCGGAGAGAGAAGCUACUGUUAAAACAAUAAAAACAUCAGUGUGUC
Molecule: messenger RNA, 2202 nt
Organism: Puntigrus tetrazona (Sumatra barb)
Lineage: Eukaryota; Metazoa; Chordata; Actinopteri; Cypriniformes; Cyprinidae
Gene: camlg
Product: calcium modulating ligand
Exons: 4
Coding region: 107-886 (259 amino acids)
Biological process (GO): tail-anchored membrane protein insertion into ER membrane
Cellular component (GO): GET complex
Source: RefSeq, a predicted model, not a curated record